Molecule: messenger RNA, 448 nt
Organism: Pelmatolapia mariae (spotted tilapia)
Lineage: Eukaryota; Metazoa; Chordata; Actinopteri; Cichliformes; Cichlidae
Product: dolichyl-diphosphooligosaccharide--protein glycosyltransferase subunit DAD1-like
Exons: 4
Coding region: 1-405 (134 amino acids)
Biological process (GO): protein N-linked glycosylation
Cellular component (GO): oligosaccharyltransferase complex; membrane
Source: RefSeq, a predicted model, not a curated record
AUGGCCUUUCAUCAGAAAGGUUGCCGAACCCUGGUCUACUGUCUCCUCGUCGGCACCUUUCCAUUCAAUAGCUUUCUCUCGGGCUUCAUCUCUUGCGUGGGCUCUUUUAUUCUCGCAGCUGUUUACUUCCGGCCUACCCGACCUCCUGAGGACCCGGCCCAUGUAGACCGUGAAGGCCAGGUCUUCAGGAGGAUGCAGCCCAUGAAUUUGGACACGACUAUACACACAGACAACCUCACGCAUGCACGCUUCAGACUGCCACGUGAUUUAUUGAACUGCUUUUUCAUCCAGAUCAACCCACAGAACAAAGGAGAUUUUCUGUCCAUCUCCCCAGAGAGAGCCUUCGCCGACUUCCUGUUCGCUCACACCGUCCUCCAUCUCGUUGUGAUGAAUUUCAUUGGCUGAGGCAAACAUAUCACGACGAGAACAAGUUAUUAAACUCCCCGAU